Molecule: messenger RNA, 2459 nt
Organism: Marchantia polymorpha subsp. ruderalis
Lineage: Eukaryota; Viridiplantae; Streptophyta; Marchantiopsida; Marchantiales; Marchantiaceae
Source: the annotation of a GenBank genome assembly
CUACCGCCAUGUACUGCUGGAGUUAGGUCAAACGGAAAGCUUCAAGAGAGCCUCCCACGAUCACAUUCCCUGCGAGUCAAAUCCAGUGCAGUCCAAAGAACUAGCUUCUACUUUAAGACCUGCACGCUUCAGUCAAUCGAGCCCAAAAUACCUUUCCAUCACCAUGUCGCGCCGCAGCUCGGGCCGUCGCCUAUCCUCCCGUCGGCUUUCUGAGCAAAUGUGGGUUCUCAUCGACGCCGCGAUUCCUGAGCAGUUCCCCGGUGGGACCCGUCCGUCAGCUGCCAUUGUGAGGAGCGUGCACCCAACUGCAGCACGGCCUCCCUCUCUGCCUCGACCAUCGAGGGGGUUGGUAGAUCUUCCAACCGAGCUCGAGUAUCGCGAGCCUACCCUUCCAGAGGGAGGCGUAGGCGUAUGCGUACGGAUGAGGAAGCAAUCGAGGUACUGUAGAGGACGAACAUGUGUACGCAUCUUACGUAUGUCACCAUGUGACGUACGCACGUACGGACCUGCGGAGCGACAUACGACCGAGCGCGAAGUGUAUCGAGCAGAGCAUGUGAGGUUCGAACAAGAUCACACUGUGGUCUUCUCACUGCGUAGCAUCACAUGGCAUGCCCGUUCAUUCUAGGCCGUCGGAUCUCGAGAAUCCGCGGACGCGGAAGGGACUGCAGUCGGACGAGGGUAACGUGGUCGCCCUAGGCGUGGAUGUGCGCUCGCUCGCCUGAGGGGAGGAGGGGAGGGCGGGGCGGGGCGGGACGGACCGGGGCGGACGUCAUUCAUUCCACUCACUCAUUCUGCUUCGGCGGAGCGCGAAUCCCGAAUCCCCGAAUGUCGAAUCUCCUCCACCUUCCGAUGCAUCGAAUUUCACAUCCACUCCGGCGCCAAUUCCAUCCGUCCAUGGAUGAAUGACUGAAGGAGACUUUCCUUCCGUCCGCGGAGCUUUGAGCGCCUGUACGUCAACGUCUGCGCGGCCAUCGCUGCCGCGUCUAUAUAUUCCGGACAUCGCCAAGCAGCAACCAUUGAGUCUCUGUGUUCCGAAGAUUCUUGUGUCUGUUGUCGAGGGCACUCAUCCUCGAUUUCGACCCAAGUGCCUGCCUCCAAAUCUGCUUCCGGAGCCAUGCCUCCCUCCGGCUCGGACGUGGCCUACCUCGAGAGGAUUCUCAUGGGAAUGGGAAACCCCUUGCUCGACAUUGCGGCAGUCGUGGAUGAUGACUUUCUCGAAAGAUAUGACGUUAAGCUUAACAACGCUAUUCUUGCCGAGGAGAAACACAUCCCUAUGUAUAAAGAACUCGCCGAACUGCCGGACGUGAAAUUUAUAGCUGGAGGAGCAACUCAAAAUGCCAUCAGGGUUGCACAGUGGAUGCUUCAAGUUCCUGGAGCAACCAGCUACAUGGGAUGCAUUGGCAAGGACGAGUUUGGUCAGGAGAUGAUCAAGGCCUGUUCAGCUGAUGGUGUCAACGUGCACUACAUGGAGGACGAAGAGCACCCAACUGGCACCUGUGCCGUGUUGGUUUGCAGGGGAGAAAGGUCGUUGGUUGCAAAUCUCUCAGCAGCUAAUUGCUACAAGUCGGAGCAUCUGCUGGAGCCAACGAACUGGUUUGUAGCUGAGAGGGCCAAGUAUUUCUACAUCGCUGGCUUUUUCCUCACAGUCUCACCCGAGUCUGUACUCAUUCUUGCCAAGCAUUCUCUCACGGAGAAGAAGGUGUUUAUGAUGAAUCUCGCCGCUCCUUUCAUUUGCGAGUUUUUCACAAAGCCUCUUGUGGAAGCUUUAUUUUACUGUGACUAUCUCUUUGGAAACGAAACUGAAGCGCAAACUUUUGCCCGAGUUCAGGGUUGGGAGACGGAAGACUUGGGAGAGAUUGCUGUGAAAAUUUCACAACUACCACUUGCCGAAGGUAAACAGGAGCGGAUUGUUGUAAUCACUCAGGGAGGAGACCCGACCGUCGUUGCGCACGGUGGCAAGGCAACCUUCCACCCCGUGAAACCAAUUUCAAAGAAUGAGAUUGUUGACACCAAUGGUGCUGGGGACUCGUUUGUGGGAGGCUUCUUAUCACAGCUGGUGCAAGGAAAGGAUAUCGAACAAUGUAUUCGGGGAGCAAACUAUGCCGCCAACGUCGUCAUCCAACAUUCAAGUUGUACAUACCCAGCAAAGCCCAGUUUUGAGUAGGAACAUCAGUACCAGCUAUUCGUAUUUCACCGGUUGUUACAGCGUGAAUGACUUGCGCGACAAAUCAUUUUUUGUACCAACUCGCGAAAAUGGCGGGUGUGAGCUUCAGUUAGUAUACCCUGCUUGUCGCUCGGGGUUUGUUAAUAAAGACCAAAUCCUUCUGUUCAAGACAGCUAGUCCUCGUGGUUUGACGGAUUACAGUUGUGUACUACAUAAUCGUUAGUUCUGUGUGUGGUGUGUUCUUGGCUGAUUCUUCAGACUGUCAGUAUCGGAAGAACUAACUCUAAGAGGCGGC